Molecule: messenger RNA, 2586 nt
Organism: Trichoderma aggressivum f. europaeum
Lineage: Eukaryota; Fungi; Ascomycota; Sordariomycetes; Hypocreales; Hypocreaceae
Exons: 2
Coding region: 1-2586 (861 amino acids)
Biological process (GO): L-histidine biosynthetic process
Cellular component (GO): cytosol; cytoplasm
Molecular function (GO): histidinol dehydrogenase activity; metal ion binding; phosphoribosyl-ATP diphosphatase activity
Source: RefSeq, a predicted model, not a curated record
AUGGAAACGGUGCUUCCCCUGCCGUUCCUUGUCAGUGUGGCCAUUCCUCCGGGAUUGGCCAACCUCGACGGCCUCAACCGCGAAGAGGUUUCCAUCCUCGCCAGUCCGUUCCUCGAGGCAACUCCCAAGAUACUGGAAAAGCUGUCUCGAUUUUUCAGCCGCCACAGCUCCGAAUUCCACGCUCACAUCGAUGCCACGUCCCUCGAAUCCACAGACGAUGUGUAUGCGCUGCUUGAUGGCGGGGCACGCACGGCAUUCGUUUCGCCAGAGUCGCUCUCGCAAUAUGCCGAGCUUGGAGCGAGAGUUUUGCCCGCUGUUUCGAAGCUCGACCUGUCUGCUGCUUCCGAGCACGGCCUCUUGAUCAAAGACUUUGACCCCACGGCUGCCAACGUCGACAAGUUUGCCGAAGAGGCCCGAACCAAGAAGUUCAAGGUUCUCUAUCUGAAGCCGGUGCCGGAAGUCGCUCUCGACCGGUUCAUCCAGGUUGCUCAGAAGUGCAACGCGAUUCCGAUCCUGCCCUCGACCGGACUUACGACCGAUAAGUCCGACGGUGGCAAGCUUCUGCUUUCCAAGGUCAUUGCGACAUACUGGAAGUCGGAUCGCGCUGAUGGCCUCAUCCCCACGGUGGUUACUGACGUCCACGGGAUUGCGCUUGGGUUGGCUUACACAAGUGAGGAGAGUAUUCUGGAGGCUUUGCGGACUCAGACGGGCGUUUACCAGAGCCGUAAACGAGGACUAUGGGUUAAGGGAGCUACCUCUGGCGACACUCAAGAGCUCGUCCGUAUUGCAUUGGACUGCGACAAUGACACACUCAAGUUUGUUGUACAGCAAAAGGGCCGAUUCUGCCACCUUGAGCAAUUCGGCUGCUUUGGUGAGCUGACGGGCAUCGCAAGACUGGAGCAAACCCUCAAGUCAAGGAAAGAGUCUGCUCCUGCCGGCUCAUACACUGCCAGACUAUUCUCCGACGAGAAGCUUUUGAGGGCAAAGAUCAUGGAAGAGGCCGAGGAGCUAUGCGAUGCCAAGACUCCUCAGGAAAUUGCAUUCGAAGCCGCCGAUUUGAUUUAUUUCGCUCUCACAAGGGCUGUCGGCGCUGGUGUGAGCGUGGCUGAUGUCGCUGCCAGCCUGGACGCAAAGGGCUUGAAGGUCAAGAGGAGGACGGGCGAUGCCAAGGGCAAAUGGGCCGAAAAAGAAGGAAUCAAGCCGUCUGCUCCCGCCGCCCCGGCCAAGGCCGUCGAAGCCGAAAAGCCAAAGAGUGAUCGGAUUCUCAUGCAGAGAAUCGACUCCGCCAACGCUACUGAGGCAGAGCUGCUCGAGACUCUGAAGCGACCUUCACAAAAGUCUCCCGAUGCCAUCUUGAAGAUUGUUACCCCCAUUAUCGAUGAUGUCCGCAAAAACGGAGACAAGGCUGUUCUCUCUUACACUCACAAGUUUGAAAAGGCCACCUCUCUGACAUCUCCAGUUCUCAAGGCUCCUUUCCCUAAGGAGCUGAUGGAGCUCUCUCCCGAGACUAUCAAGGCGAUUGAUACCUCCUUUGAGAACAUCCGAAAGUUUCACGCCGCCCAGAAGGACGACAAGACGCUCCAGGUCGAGACCAUGCCCGGCGUUGUCUGCAGCCGCUUCUCAAGACCGAUUGAGCGUGUUGGUCUCUACGUUCCUGGCGGUACUGCCGUUCUGCCCAGCACAGCUCUCAUGCUCGGUGUUCCUGCCAUGGUCGCCGGCUGCAAGAAGAUUGUCCUGGCCUCCCCCCCUCGUGCCGACGGCAGUGUGACUCCUGAGAUUGUCUAUGCUGCUCACAAGGUCGGCGCUGAGAGCAUCGUCCUCGCCGGUGGAGCCCAGGCCGUUGCCGCUAUGGCCUACGGCACGGAGAGCGUCAGCAAGGUCGACAAGAUUCUCGGACCAGGCAACCAGUUCGUCACCGCGGCCAAGAUGCACGUCAGCAACGAUACCAAUGCGGGAGUGAGCAUCGACAUGCCCGCUGGUCCUUCCGAAGUCCUGGUCAUCGCCGACAAGGAUGCCAAUCCCGCUUUCGUAGCCUCGGAUCUGCUUUCUCAGGCCGAGCACGGUGUCGACAGCCAAGUCAUCUUGAUCGCUGUUGAUCUUACAGAGGAGCAGCUCAAGGCCAUUGAGGAUGAAGUUCACAACCAGGCCAUUGCCCUGCCCAGAGUGGACAUUGUGCGCGGCUCCAUUGCUCACUCCGUCUCCGUUCUCGUUAAGACUAUUGACGAGGCCAUGCGCAUCAGCAACGAAUAUGCGCCGGAGCAUCUGAUUCUGCAGAUCAAGGAUGCCGCCAAGGUUGUUGACCUCGUCAUGAACGCCGGCAGUGUCUUCAUUGGCGAAUGGACGCCCGAGAGUGUUGGAGAUUACUCUGCUGGUGUAAACCACUCACUACCAACAUACGGAUUUGCCAAGCAGUACUCUGGCGUCAACCUCGGAUCAUUCCAGAAGCACAUCACCAGCUCCAACCUAACAGCCGAGGGUCUCCGCAACGUGGGCGGAGCAGUCAUGCAGCUGGCCAAGGUCGAGGAGCUGGAAGCUCACAGGAGAGCGGUAGAGAUUCGCAUCAAGCACAUGGAUGGGCAAAAAUAA